AUGGGGUUUGAAAGGUGGGUUUUACUUCCUUCUGCGGAGAAGGCGUUCAAGGAGGCCACCGUUGUGUUCCUCGGAGCAGUUCUUAGCGUGAUCGGAGAUAAACUGGUCGACGCAUAUUUACAUGUGCACGUCGCCAAGGACUUGUGGGAGGCGCUCGAAUCUAAGUUCGGGGCCGCCGAUGCUGGGAGCGAGAUGUAUAUUAUAGAGCAGUUUCACGAUUACAAGAUGGUUGAAAACCGUCCUGUAUUGGAGCAGGCUCAUGAGAUAAUAUGCAUUUUUAAGGAGCUUGAGCUUCUUAAGUGCGAGUUACUGGACAAAUGUCAUUGGCCAUCUCGAGGGAUGAUGGUGAAUGCGUGGGCGACCUCGAGGGACCCGUGGUACUGGAAGGACCCGGAGGAGUUCUCGCCGGAGCGGUUCGAGGAGGACGGUGCCGUCGACUUCCACGGGCUCCACUUCGAGUUCACACCGUUCGGGGCCGGGAGGAGGAUGUGCCCCGGGUACAACUACGGGCUCGCCGGCAUGAAGCUCACUCUGCUGUAG
Molecule: messenger RNA, 540 nt
Organism: Aegilops tauschii subsp. strangulata
Lineage: Eukaryota; Viridiplantae; Streptophyta; Magnoliopsida; Poales; Poaceae
Molecular function (GO): oxidoreductase activity, acting on paired donors, with incorporation or reduction of molecular oxygen; monooxygenase activity; iron ion binding
Source: RefSeq, a predicted model, not a curated record